Molecule: messenger RNA, 3875 nt
Organism: Mobula hypostoma (lesser devil ray)
Lineage: Eukaryota; Metazoa; Chordata; Chondrichthyes; Myliobatiformes; Myliobatidae
Gene: xab2
Product: XPA binding protein 2
Exons: 19
Coding region: 98-2644 (848 amino acids)
Biological process (GO): generation of catalytic spliceosome for first transesterification step; mRNA splicing, via spliceosome
Cellular component (GO): post-mRNA release spliceosomal complex; Prp19 complex; U2-type catalytic step 2 spliceosome
Molecular function (GO): protein binding
Source: RefSeq, a predicted model, not a curated record
AGUUCGGAUACCCACCAAUCAGCGUGGGAGCUGGUUGUUAGCCGGGUAGUUGGGUGACGGCGAGGUGGCUUUGGCAGGGGAGGAAUCGGCGACGGAGAUGCCUGACUUGUCGCAGAAACCCGACGUGGUGUUUGAAGAAGAUGAUCUACCUUAUGAAGAAGAGAUCAUUCGCAACCCCUACUCUGUCAAAUGCUGGAUCCGUUACAUAGAGUACAAACAUUCUGCUCCCAAACAUGUGGUGAACAUGAUCUACGAACGAGCACUCAAAGAACUUCCUGGCAGUUACAAGCUGUGGUAUAAUUACCUGAAGCAGCGACGGAAGCAAGUGAAGGGGAAAUGCGUCACAGACCCUGGGGAUGAGGAGGUCAACAACUGCCACGAGCGAGCCUUGGUGUUUAUGCACAAGAUGCCGCGAAUUUGGCUCGACUACUGCCAGUUUCUGGUCGAUCAAUGUAAGAUAACACGAACCCGCCGCACAUUUGACCGCGCCUUGCGGGCCCUCCCUGUGACUCAGCACUAUCGCAUAUGGCCCAUGUACCUGAAGUUUGUGCGCCAGUUUCCAGUGUCCGAGACGGCGAUCCGAGUCUACAGGCGUUACCUGAAGCUGUCCCCUGAAAAUGCGGAAGAAUACAUUGAUUAUCUCCGCUCAAUCGACCGCUUAGAUGAGGCAGCUGUCCGGCUUGCUGCUGUUGUCAAUGAUGAAUCAUUUGUCUCAAAGGAAGGGAAAUCAAAUUAUCAACUGUGGCAUGAACUUUGCCAUCUCAUUUCCACAAACCCAGACAAAGUAAAGUCUCUGAACGUUGGGGCUAUUAUCCGGGGAGGUCUCACUCGCUUUACUGACCAGCUGGGAAAGCUGUGGUGUUCCUUAGCUGAUUAUUACAUUCGAAGUGGCCAUUUUGAAAAGGCCAGAGACGUGUAUGAGGAGGCAAUUCAGACGGUGAUGACUGUCCGAGAUUUCACUCAGGUGUUUGACAGUUACGCCCAGUUCGAAGAGAGCAUGAUUGCAGCCAAAAUGGAAACUACUGCAGAAAUGGGACAAACUGAGGAAGAUGAUAUUGACUUGGAGUUGCGACUGGCGAGGUUUGAGCAGUUGAUAACCAGACGUCCCCUCCUUUUGAACAGUGUACUACUUCGUCAGAAUCCACACAAUGUACAUGAGUGGCAUAAGCGAGUUAAACUGUACGAGGGAAAGCCACGAGAGAUAAUAAACACUUACACAGAAGCUGUGCAGACAGUUGAUCCAAUGAAGGCUACUGGAAAACCGCAUUCCUUAUGGGUUUCAUUUGCAAAGUUUUAUGAAGAAAACGGACAAAUUCAGGAUGCACGGACUAUAUUUGAAAAAGCUACUAAGGUAAAUUUUAAGCAUGUGGAUGAUUUGGCUGGCGUUUGGUGUGAAUAUGGGGAAAUGGAGCUGCGCCAUGAAAAUUACGAUGAGGCACUCCGACUACUGAGGAGAGCAACCGCAGUACCAGCAAAGAGGGCUGAGUACUUUGACUCAACAGAGCCUGUCCAGAACAGGAUCUACAAGUCGUUGAAAGUCUGGUCCAUGUUAGCAGAUCUGGAGGAGAGUCUCGGCACUUUCAAGUCCACGAAGGCCGUGUAUGACAGGAUUAUAGACCUCCGAAUUGCUACCCCUCAAAUCAUCAUCAAUUAUGCAAUGUUCUUGACAGAACACAACUACUUUGAAGAAAGUUUCAAGGCUUACGAGCGAGGGAUCGCCCUGUUUAAAUGGCCCAACGUGUAUGAUAUCUGGAACACUUACCUAACGAAGUUCAUUGAUCGGUACGGUGGGAAGAAACUCGAGAGGGCACGGGACCUGUUUGAGCAGGCUCUCGAUGGAUGUCCACCGAAGUUUGCAAAAACUCUCUACCUGUUGUAUGCCAAGCUGGAGGAGGAGUACGGGUUAGCCCGACACGCCAUGGCUGUAUACGAGCGAGCAACGAAGGCAGUGGAGCUGCUGGAGCAAUACGAGAUGUACAACAUUUACAUUAAAAGAGCAGCUGAAAUCUAUGGAGUUACUCACACACGGGGCAUUUACGAGAAGGCAAUUGAGGUGCUGCCAGAUGAGCACUCCCGAGACAUGUGCCUGCGAUUCGCUGAUAUGGAAUGUAAGCUGGGAGAAAUAGAUCGGGCAAGAUCCAUUUACUCCUACUGUUCUCAGCUGUGUGAUCCAAGGAUAACACCAUCAUUCUGGCAGACCUGGAAGGAAUUUGAAAUCCGGCACGGAAAUGAGGAUACGAUUCGGGAGAUGUUGCGGAUUAAACGUAGCGUGCAGGCCACAUACAACACCCAGGUCAAUUUCAUGUCCUCGCAGAUGCUGAAAGCCUCCACCAAUGCAACAGGCACAGUGUCUGACCUGGCUCCAGGGCAGAGCGGAAUGGAUGACAUGAAGUUACUGGAGCAGAAGGCGCAACAGAUAGCUGAGGAGGCUGAAAGGGAACGACCAAAACCCAAGGACAAAAUUCUGUUUGUCAGGAGUGAUGCGUCUCGUGAUGAACUUGCAGAGCUUACAAAGCAGGCUAAUCCAGAUGAGAUUGACAUUGAUGACGAUGAUGACGAUGAUGGUGAAGAAGAACCUGAUGAGGUACCACUCGAACAGAAGGUGGUCCCCACCGCAGUGUUUGGGGGUCUGAAGGAUGACUGAGCCCUGACUCCUUGCAGAGUGCUUACUUGGUCCAUCUCCGAGCUGGAUAAGGUGUAUUUCAACAGAAGCUGCCAUUGCCCUGUAUUAUUUAAGGUUCUGGGCUGAACUACUGCAAAGACUUGCUGCUUUAAUAAUGUGCGUUCCAAUUACCUUGCCUUGAAUUACUAGGCACUGACUUCACUUCUGUUGAACUUGUGUGCCUACCGUAGGAUUUGUAGUGAUUUAAAUAAAGUUAAAAUCUUCAAAUGUGUAACAGCCUGUAAGCAAUGUUUUCUGCUUCAUAUAGGUUACCAAAGUAAUGACUGUGACCAACCACCAACUUUGUACUUCCUUCUCUGUGCGUUUACUUUUGCCUAUGUAUCAGUACUGCCAAAAAUGGACAAUUAGUUUACAAUGGAGAAUAAUCUGCAGUCUCACCAGAGAUGAUUAGUGUUGAGAAAAUAUAUGGAACAUACCUUUAAGUCAGUCUGAAUUAGAACAGAAUGCAAGCCAGGACAAAUUACAUUUGUGUAAAUUGUUUAUUAAAUUUCCAGGUUUUUGUCAUGUUAUUCCUUCGAGUAAUACAGAUCCCAAGUCCCACAGCUGUAGACACAUACACCAGAACCCACCUAAAUCUGGAGCACAAAUGUGCUACCAAAUGUAAUGUUACAAUUUUAAACUUGGACCCUUAUUUGAUACAGGGCCAAAUCAACUUUCAGUCCAGGCUUAUCCAUGGAUCAUUCACUUCAUGUCUCCCCAGAGAGGCUCAUUAACACCUCAUAGGAUGACUAGAGUACUGCUUAAGCUAUUUCCAGUAUUGCCUGUUGCUAAUCUGCUUGAUUAAAAAUAUCUGAAAAACAGGCAUUGCCAGCAAGUUCUAUGCAAACAUUGUUUUCCACCUGCCUAAUGGACACAGUUUAUUAGGAGCUCCACAAACCCAAAUUCUCUGGUCCAUUAUCAACACAUCUUGCAGCAAAUCAUCAAUCCUCUCUGGCUGGGGUUUGUACUCAAUCCACAUGAAAGAAUGGCAGUAGACAAGGCAAAUACUAAAAACUGGAAAAAGUGUGUGGGUGGGGGGGGGUGAGUGGGAUGAGGAAUGAAUUUACUAAUCUCUAAAAAUGGUGUCAAGUUUAACAUUCUGCAGUUAAAGCUCCCAUGUUUGUUCAGAUCCCUUGAUUCUAUUCUGUCCUGUAACCAACACACACACAGGGCAACUAUUCUUGGCAGCUGGUAAGCCAAGCAGUGACACAGA